Molecule: messenger RNA, 294 nt
Organism: Vicugna pacos (alpaca)
Lineage: Eukaryota; Metazoa; Chordata; Mammalia; Artiodactyla; Camelidae
Source: RefSeq, a predicted model, not a curated record
AUGGACUCAUUAAGUUCUAUACUCCAAGUAUUUAUUUGUCAAUUGUCAAGUGAGUUCUAUGUUGUCUACAGACGUGGAAAAGUGGAAAAAGCACUCUCCAUGAGCCUUCUGCUGUGCCAGGUAGGUGGGGAUCUGACAAAUUUUAUAGGCUGCUACCUGACUAACCAACUGCAUAUUCAGAUUUUUACAGCCCCCUUCUACAUGAACAUGGAUAGAAUCAUGCCCUUACAAUUUGCAUACUUUAAGUUAAAGAACCAGAAGAAAACGUUUAAGAUCGGUAACAGUUCAUUCUAA